This is a messenger RNA of Poecilia reticulata (guppy), 652 nucleotides long. Its product is annotated as cystatin-like. Gene Ontology annotation, molecular function: cysteine-type endopeptidase inhibitor activity. The record is from RefSeq and is a predicted model, not a curated record. NCBI's taxonomy places the organism in Eukaryota, Metazoa, Chordata, Actinopteri, Cyprinodontiformes, Poeciliidae. Gene Ontology annotation, cellular component: cytoplasm; vesicle.
AUACACAAUCAAACAGUGUCCAAGUUGGACUUUUCUCCCUCUGACUCAGCAGUUUAACCUUAAAGAAGGAAGAUGUGGAAGAUUGUUGUUCCAAUUGUUGCGACUAUUUUCGCCGUUGGGCAAUGUGGCAUACCUGGGGGGUGGAAAAACGCCGACAUCCAGGGUGAGGAUUUCCUAAAUGCGUUGAAUUACGCCGUCGCCCAACACAACAGAGGCAACCAAGGAGAUAUGUUCCUCCACAAGGUGGUUGAAAUCGUCUCCGCACAGUUUCAGGUGGUUGCAGGAGCUAACUACAAGAUUGUUGUGAAACUGGGACGGACCAACUGCAAGAAAGGCGAAGCAAACACAGAAUGUACUGUCUACGUGGACCCAACUAAGGCUCAGAUUUACCAGUGCACAUUCACAGUGUGGAGCUGCCCGUGGCUCAAUGACAUUCAGGUCACGGAAAAGCAGUGCUCGAACCCUUAACUUAACUCACCGUGAAAUAUACGCUACUUUUAACAGUGUAAACAUAUUUCCAUCCUCUGUGUGAUGAAGUCCACUGUUUUCACAACUACAAAUGCUGUAAUGCAAAAAUAAAGUUGAUCAAUUGUUUAAUGACUUGGUAAAACCUAAAAAUUAAAACAAAUAAAGUAAAUUUGACUUAUCAGAA